UAUAGAGAGAAGAGAGAGAGAGAGAGCAGUCCGACCGUUAACAAUGGCAUUGUUGGGAGGAGGGGCGUUGAAUUUGAUAGGCAAGAGCGGAGGAGGAGGAGGAGUAGGAGGGCAGAAGACUGUGCUGAUAACUGGGGUAAGCAAAGGGCUCGGAAGAGCCCUAGCCCUAGAAAUGGCCAAGAGAGGUCAUACAGUCAUUGGCUGCUCUCGAUCUCAGGACAAGCUUGAUUCGCUUCAAAACGAUCUCGCCGCAGCUCUUUCUUCUUCUCCAAUGUCGACCAACGCCAAUGAAGCACCUGAUAGGCAUUUUCUAAUGACCGUCGAUGUGAGAUCAAACAGCAGUGUUGAAGAGUUAACUCGUGUAGUGAUGGAGAAGAAGGGUGUUCCUGAUAUCAUAGUAAAUAACGCAGGCAGCAUCAAUAAAAACAACAGACUUUGGGAAGUCCCUGCAGAAGAGUUCGAUAGUGUCAUUGACACCAAUGUAAAAGGAGUAGCAAAUGUAUUACGACACUUCAUCCCUCUAAUGAUCAAAAAUAAACAGGGAAUUAUUGUAAACAUGUCAUCAGGAUGGGGAAGAUCUGUAGCUGCACAGGUAGCACCAUACUGUGCAUCGAAAUGGGCAGUAGAAGGUUUGAGUAGAUCGGUAGCAAAGGAGGUGCCAACUGGAGUAGCAAUUGUUGCGCUUAAUCCUGGUGUUAUAAACACCGACAUGCUAGCAUCAUGCUUUGGCACUUCUGCUUCAUCAUAUCAGGGACCUGAUUCAUGGGCUCCAAAAGCAGCUACUAUGAUACUCAAUCUUACUGUCGCUGACAAUGGGGCAUCCCUUACUGUAUGAAGAUUGGAGCAUGCCCUGCCCUUAAGGUCAGGUCUCUCUUUUUCUAUUUGGCCUUGACAUUAUGGAUUUCAUAGGACUUUUCAUUCUUAUUAAGCUUUAUGAAGCUUUAAGAGCUUCCUAUUUAUUCAUAUUAAUCGAGAUUUAUAAUAUCUUUGUAAAUGGGUAGGUAUGGUAGUGUAUACUCAUUGAUCCUCCUGUUUGAAACCCGAUUGUGUAAUUUGUUUAUGUUUUUGUAUUUGGACCA
Messenger RNA from Impatiens glandulifera, 1079 nucleotides. RefSeq names its product NADPH-dependent pterin aldehyde reductase. The transcript is spliced from 4 exons. Gene Ontology annotation, molecular function: oxidoreductase activity, acting on the CH-OH group of donors, NAD or NADP as acceptor. Lineage: Eukaryota; Viridiplantae; Streptophyta; Magnoliopsida; Ericales; Balsaminaceae. Bases 44 to 835 code for a protein of 263 amino acids. Gene Ontology annotation, biological process: folic acid-containing compound metabolic process. The record is from RefSeq and is a predicted model, not a curated record. Gene Ontology annotation, cellular component: cytosol.